AUGUUGUCCUCAGAGCUGCCCUUCUGCUGCGGUGGGCCAGACCCCGACAGAGAUGGAAGUGUGGCGCCUAACUCGGCUUCUCUCCCAUGUUUUUUUGUGAUCCGGCCUGUCCAGGGCAGGUCACGGAUGGAUGCUCCGUCAGCUGUAGCCGCGGCUCUGCUCUUGCAUCUGAAUAAACAGACUCUGAAGAGCGUGUGUUGUAUAAAACGUUGCCAAAGACCUGCCACGGAGCUGUCCCGGGACGCUGACCUCUCCCCCGGCCCCUCGCUGUCCUUCAGCCUGAGUCUGGUGUACCGAGUGACAGCUAGAGGGAGGAAAGCAAGACUAAAGCUGGAGAAGGAGCCACGAUACUGA
Knipowitschia caucasica is the source of this 354-nucleotide messenger RNA. The record is from the annotation of a GenBank genome assembly. NCBI's taxonomy places the organism in Eukaryota, Metazoa, Chordata, Actinopteri, Gobiiformes, Gobiidae.